AUGCCGAACACACCCGGCCAGGAAGAGGUCCAUUCCUUCAGGGAUUGGGCUUCUAAUCCUCACACACCCACACGAGGCAGUCCCGUUCCCAACGAAACCGGGAAUCACUUCUCCCAACACCACGAGCACCGACCAGAUAGCGGGCCGACUGCUUACGGGAAUACCCAAUAUCACGCCGGAUACGGUGAUGGACUCGCUACACCAUACAGCAUCUACGACGUUUCUCCGCACCCGGAUGCCUCAGUUGUCCCUCCUGAUUUGAUCUAUCAGCGGCAUGAUGAUGAGACCAAACUCCUACAGGAAAAUCAAUGGCAACAGCAGGCCAAAGGCACAUCCAAGCCACCUGGGUUCCCCUCCUGUCAUCAGGAGUUCAACAGCGCGACAGUCCCGACAAAGGCCCUCCAGUUGCGCCUGCUGGCUAUGGCGAUGGAGGAAAUCAUGGAACAUGUACCUAUGCCUACUCUUCGGCGUUGCAUGUGCUUCUUCCCAUCACUUUUAUUACUGGUCUCUCGACGGGCGGCCAGCCACGGACCAAAACAAGAUGAUGCGCUAUGGAACGAUGUUAGCCUUCGGAGCAAAAGCAGGCCUAAGCGCCGCGGUCAUCGUGGCUUUCAGACAGCGGGUAUGGACAACGGUUCGAAAACGGUUUAUGACUGUGGGCGCCUUGGAUGCCUUGUUCUCGGCUACGGAGGACUUACAGGCUGUGACGAGUUGGGAGAUGGUCCAAAGCGCAAAAGUGGCGGCGUUGCUAGCGGCAUAUGCUUGGCUGGCACCACUCGUGAGGUGCGGACGCUGAACCUUACAUUCGAAGAGACCUACGAGUGGCGGCAACCUCCAAAGAUUGACCGGCUAUUUGAGAUUCCCCUGUCUCUAUGGAAUACCACCAAGGAACCAGAGAAAGACACUCCCGGAUGGUUCGACUACUACACCGCACCCAGCCCUAGUUUCCAGAAUACAGCCACUAUUGGCUCCUUUCUCGAAGAGGCUGUCAUGAGAAGGAACGCACCUAUUGAAACUUGCGGGACUGGUUGGAACUGCUCUUUCGAGAUCCAAUUCAUUGCCCCAGCCUACAAGUGUACCGAACUGGGCAAUGGGGUUGAUUCCAUUGUCAACAACCUAACUCAAGAGUCCGGAAGUAUUGCGCCGCCCUUCAACAUGGACGUCCUCCUCCCCAGGGGCAAAUUCACCUACUACGCCUUCACCAGCGGCGGCGAAUACUCCACCACGCAAAUGAAAGAAGCCGGCAUUGGCGGCCGACCAACAAUGAAUCCCCCCUUUCCCAAGCACCUCGGCGCCUUCCGCACCGAGCCCAUCAUCUGGCUCGGCUACGUCACCCUCGCCGACGCGCUGGCCAAGGCCAACGACACCAGGGGCAACCUUCCGUCGGUGCCUUCCAACCCCUCCGACCCAGCCUGGAACACGUCCUUCGUCCCGCACAUCUUCGCCUGCGAGAACUACGAAUCCAACUACACGGUGCGUAUCAACUACACCGGUGCCGCCCAAACCACCACCGUGACCAACGUGACCUACCUCCGCCCCGUCAUCAACACAACUUACACCCCGCACAUCGACGCCAACGACGGCACCGCCGACAACGUCACCGCUACGCCCACCGACAACUACAUCCUCCCCACUUCGAUCCCGCAAUACCGGCGCACAGCCGCCUACCACUCGUUGGGGUUCAUGCUCCGCGACCAGAUCAACGGCACGGUGGGCAUCGGCGACGACCGCGACCUCGUCAACCCCAUCGCCAACACCAAGGCCAUCCAGACAAUGCGCCUCCUCGAUUUCGGAAACAACUACUUCCCGUACCCGGACAUCCAACAGCGGAUCCAAAAGUUUUACGAGGAUAUUAUCCUUUCGGUAUUGGGACAUCCCCAGUUUGCCAGCGUGGUCUGGGCGGCGAAGCCCGGGGAACAGUCUGGCGUGACGUUUAAUGCGCCGGACGCCAACCAGCCGUCGCUGUUGACAGACCAGCAGAGAGCUUAUUUGUACCCUUGCACCAAGUUUCGCAUGGCGCUCGUGUACAAGUUUAAUGCAAGGUUGUUGUGGAUCGUGUAUAGCAUCUCGAUUGCCCUGGCGGUGAUGGGCGUGGUGGUGGGGGCGCUGGCGCUGAGGGAAAAUGGAGGGGUGGUGAGAGAUACCAAGUUUUCGAGCAUCGUGGCGGCGACGAGGGGGAGCGGGUUGGGGAGGGUGAGAUGGACUGAUAGUAUCAAUGGCGGUGCUUCGGGUGGGGGUGAUACGGUGCCAGAGGAGGUUAGAGGGUGGAGGAUGGGGUAUGGGGUUGUUGAUGCUGGAGCUGGUGAUGGUCGGCUGGAGGUGGGAGACGGAGCGGGAGGGGGACGGACGGUGUAUGGGUUUGGGUUUGAAGGGGAUGUGAGGCAGUUGAGGAGGACGCCGAGUUUAGUACAGUUGACGACGUUGGGGAAGUAG
Neurospora hispaniola is the source of this 2433-nucleotide messenger RNA. RefSeq lists its product as uncharacterized. The record is from RefSeq and is a predicted model, not a curated record. The transcript has 4 exons. NCBI's taxonomy places the organism in Eukaryota, Fungi, Ascomycota, Sordariomycetes, Sordariales, Sordariaceae. Bases 1 to 2433 code for a protein of 810 amino acids.